CAGCUUUCCCCUUGGACUUGUUACGUAAUUUUCUGUGAGGUUCUGCCGUCUGCUUCAGUAUCUCUGUUUCUUCAUCUUCUUCACCCUCUUCUCUUCAGUCCCUUCCCGAUUUCGCUGCUUCGUUGAUGCCAAUACUCCCCAUCUCUGUUACUCUGCAUCUUUGAGUUCUCCAUGACCCAAUACAUUUAGCUAUCUUCUCCUACCUUACCUUUCAUUUUCCGAGAAGUUAUUUUCAGUCAUGGCCGCCGUUGCUCUCAGGUCCAGGUCUUCCAAGGAAGUUGCCACUUUAACCCUCGCUCGCUAUAGACAAUCUAUAUCCAAUUAUAUUCACGCUGGUAGCAAGCCCAAUUCUCACUGCACCGCCCGUAACAAAUCGAACGACCUCUAUCUGAACUCACCUUACCACUUAGUCUCUUUCAAGCCGGUUUCACUUAGGGGAGACUUCGUCAAGAACGGGAGUCAAAUUUUCGAUCAUCGGAGGAUUUACCCGAAUUCCAAUAAGAACUUGAAUGGGAAGUUGAGUAGGGGCAGGGGCGAUAGUUUUAUGAGUACUUAUGGGGACCCGCCCGAGGUGUGGUCUGGAGACGGGAUUAUGAUUCGUGGGAGCAAUUCAAGCUUGAAUGGUCGUGGAGGAGGCGGCGGCAGCGCCAACUCUGGUUCUGGUGGUGAGUUUGGCUCCAACUCGAAUGAUGGGUGCUGGGGUGGUUCCAGUUUGGGACCUAAUUUCCCGACCCCGAAGGAAAUCUGCAAGGGGCUUGAUAAGUUUGUGAUUGGUCAGGAGAGAUCUAAAAAGGUGCUCUCCGUGGGUGUAUACAAUCACUACAAGCGCAUCUAUCACGAGUCACUACAAAGGCCUACAGGAGAUACAGUUAAUAGCAAAGCUGAUGCUGUUGAUGAUGAUAAAGUGGAACUCGAGAAAAGUAACAUCCUUCUGAUGGGGCCAACAGGCUCAGGGAAAACACUACUCGCCAAAACCUUGGCACGCUUUGUUAAUGUUCCAUUUGUUAUUGCUGAUGCGACUACCCUAACACAGGCAGGAUAUGUAGGAGAAGAUGUGGAGUCUAUAUUAUACAAACUUCUGAUGGUUGCUGAUUAUAAUGUGGCAGCUGCACAGCAGGGAAUUGUUUACAUAGAUGAAGUUGAUAAAAUUACUAAGAAGGCAGAGAGCCUUAACAUUAGCAGGGAUGUGUCAGGAGAAGGGGUUCAGCAAGCAUUGUUAAAAAUGCUAGAAGGAACGGUUGUCAAUGUGCCUGAGAAGGGUGCACGAAAGCAUCCUAGAGGUGAAAAUAUCCAGAUUGACACAAAGGAUAUUCUUUUCGUAUGUGGGGGUGCCUUCAUUGACUUGGAAAAAACAAUCUCAGAAAGGCGCCAAGAUUCUUCUUUAGGUUUCGGGGCCCCAGUUCGUGCAAACAUGAGGACAGGUGGUGUUACAGAUGCCAUUGUUACUUCUUCUCUAUUGGAGACUGUUGAAAGUAGUGAUCUUAUUGCAUACGGGUUAAUUCCUGAAUUUGUUGGUCGAUUCCCCAUCCUUGUCAGCUUGUCAGCCCUAACAGAGAAUCAACUUGUUCAGGUCUUGACAGAACCAAAAAAUGCAUUAGGGAAGCAGUAUAGAAAGAUGUUCCUAAUGAAUGGCGUCAAGCUCCAUUUUACAGAAAAUGCCUUGAGAUUAAUUGCAAGAAAGGCUAUGUCUAAGAACACUGGAGCCCGGGGGUUGCGAUCAAUAUUAGAGAAUCUAUUGAUGGAUGCUAUGUAUGAGAUUCCUGAUGCCAAAACAGGCGAGGAUAUAAUUGAUGCCGUUAUCGUUGACGAAGAAUCCAUCGGGUCUGACGGCUCCAGUUGUGGAGCUAAAAUUCUUCAUGGAAAGGGUGCAUUGGAUCGCUAUCUUUCAGGACAAAAGGUAGAAGAAAGAAAGGCAACAAGCGAGGGUUCUGAAAGAGAGCCAGAACCUGAAGGUGAAACAGAUCUUCCUUCUGUUGUUGCCAGCAGCAUGUAACCAACUACUUGUGGAAGUCUAUGUAUUAUAUCUGUAAUGUGUACAUAUAAAAAGUCUACAUUUAUUAAUAAUUCAAAUGGGAAAAAUUAUUGUCACA
This is a messenger RNA of Momordica charantia (bitter melon), 2090 nucleotides long. It is a transcript of the gene CLPX, whose product is annotated as CLP protease regulatory subunit X. Gene Ontology annotation, biological process: protein folding. Gene Ontology annotation, cellular component: mitochondrial matrix. Lineage: Eukaryota; Viridiplantae; Streptophyta; Magnoliopsida; Cucurbitales; Cucurbitaceae. Gene Ontology annotation, molecular function: ATP-dependent protein folding chaperone; ATP binding; ATP hydrolysis activity. The record is from RefSeq and is a predicted model, not a curated record.